This is a messenger RNA of Annulohypoxylon truncatum, 1376 nucleotides long. RefSeq lists its product as uncharacterized. The coding region runs from base 244 to 1104 and encodes 286 amino acids. The record is from RefSeq and is a predicted model, not a curated record. The transcript is spliced from 2 exons. Lineage: Eukaryota; Fungi; Ascomycota; Sordariomycetes; Xylariales; Hypoxylaceae.
GGAUCAGGUUCAACGAUUGAGGCCACUCUCCCAGAGAACACCACGUCUGGAUUGUUUCGUACAGUUUCUACAGUCACCAAGAUUCGUCAGGGUCCACCUCUACAGCUUCGAGUCAUCCAGAAUUCUAGCAUCGUCACUACACUUUCUGCUGAGUCAUCCUCACUUCGUCCAACCCGCACCGGCGAGGAUACCAGUAGUCCAGCUAGAUCUUCGACUGGUACCUCGCGUGUCCAUAGCCCUAUCAUGACCACAAUUCCUGAGGAUGACCUAGCGCCCUUGUAUCUUGAGUGGCCGGGAGAUGUGGACCCUGAAGAUCUGAUUCCAUUAUAUCAGGAUCUCGCCAACAGUGACAACGGCGGAUUGAUUCCACGCGAUAACUACGAUGACGGCUAUGGCUUUGGAUAUGGCUCUAGCACAACUGGCCCUGUCAAUGGCGGCUACGGUAACCCUUCUGGUCCAACUAACUUACCUUCUGGUGGCUAUGGUAGCCACCCUACGCCAACCGUUGAGCCAACCGUUGAGCCAACUGGCUUGCCAACUGGAGGUUAUGGGAAUCCGCCGCCUCCUGAGAUCGUCGACCCAACAUUUGUCACGAUACCAGACCCACCACCGACUGUAACUGUUUCUCUAGAAAUUUGGUCUUCGUCCUUUGACCCAAGCACCUCUACAGAUGGUGCAACCGUCGUUGUCGUCGAGCCUGCUCCAAGCACAGAGUCACCGGUGCCGAAUGUUACGGUGACUGUCGAUCCACCCGAAGCGACCUUGCCCCUUCCUUUGCCAACUGUUGGUCCGUCCCUUGCAACAACGGUUGUUCCAGCCGAGACUGUACACAGCACCCCAGGUUACGUUUACACAACAGUUACUCCAUCGUACACGGGACCGCACGCCGUUACCAGCACCUUCGUGAUAGUGCAUACACCAACAGCACAUUCAACCCCGGUUCCUGUCGGUACAAGUGCCGGUCAUCGUGCACAGCCGAACCUUCGUCUCUCAUGGGCUGUCACGACCCUAGCAGUUGCGACUGUUGCUGUGUCCUAUGUCGUCAACGGACCGAAGCUAACGAAAGCGGGGCGUGAGAAACAGUCUAAGCAUUGUGACCACUGAAUCUCGAUACGAUUCGAAGUAUACUUCGGGUGAAGCUUAAAGACUUAGGGGCUCUUCUUAUUAAUCUGAGAUGGCGACACACAUGAGUAGGGAGGUGGUAAUGCUUGAUAUUUGAUUUCGGAAGGAAACUAGCUAUUGGUGUCUAAGGAAGGAAUGAAGAAAAAAGAGGAAAAAAAGCUAUGAUUCGAGAUUUCUUGGAAGCUGAGAACCGCAUAAUUGUAAGGCGCUAUUCCCGUCUUCUGUCUUGUCUUUCGCAGAUUAUAAUGAUUCGC